Molecule: messenger RNA, 1070 nt
Organism: Vitrella brassicaformis
Lineage: Eukaryota; Vitrellaceae
Source: the annotation of a GenBank genome assembly
UUAUCUGCACGAUACACAACCAACACGCAUCACAACACAACACACACCCAUCCACAAUCCACAUGCGUGUCCACCUGACUCACUAUGGUUCUUGAUCUUCUUCUUGAGCUUCAGGUAGGCCUCGCUCGUGAGGUCCUGCAGGGCCUGGGACAGCAUCUCGAACUCAGCGUACCCUCCCGCAAAGGCACACUUGAUGCUGCCCCAAAGCCCUGCCAACCCGACCGUCUGACACACAUACACACACAUACACACACACGCACAGGCAGACCGUCAUGGGUGUAUACGUCCGUCUUCAGGUCAGUUGAGUGCAGCUUUUGGCGUACCAGCUGCAGAUUGAAGAAUUUGCUGUAUUUGAAUGGCCUCCGCAGCCAUAUGUACAGCCUCUCUCCCGUGGUGUACAGGCGGUCCUUCAGGGCCUUGGCGCCCCUGUCGCAGAACACGUACUGCACACACACACACACACACACACAUGCAAACAUCAGGUCGUCUGUAUCCGUUGUGUUUUCUCUCCUUCGGGCGCUUACCAACGAGUUGGAGGUCCCCGUGACGAAGGAACCGAACAACGCCAAGAAGAAAGAACCGAACCAUGUGUUGGUCUCGGAGUUCUUCCAAUGCUUGGCGUGUUCGUCCUUCUUGAACCCAAACGAGUCGACCUGGAAUACACGUACAGCAACACACACACAUCCAUUCACUCAUUCAUUCGCCCAUCCAUCCCCCCAGCCACUACCCCUAGAGCCACUGACCUCUGCGUAGGCCUUUGGGAAGACGGCGCACGAGCAGCCAGCGGCGUACUCCUGCACCGUAGCCCAGUGGGUCUUAGCCUUGGCAACCUCGAAGAGGUCAUGGCGGACCACGCCGCCCUUCUUGUGCUUGUGGUCGCUUUUGAUCUUCUCGGCCUCCAGCUGGGCUUCGGUCCUGGCCAGCUCGGCCUCAAGGUCAGCGACCCUCUUGGACAGCUCGUUUAACUCGGCCUGGUGGUCCGCCUUCUCUCGCUCAAGCCUUGCAAGGCACCGCUUGAGGUAGCGGUUCUCGCGUUAGAGGCCGUCGAGACUGGGAUACGGCUGCGGCAU